AUGACAUUAUCGGCAGAGCCCACAGCGGCAGAGCCAAAGCGACGCAACCGGCCGAGCCACCGGAGACACCUGAGACUGGCGGCCAUCAUGGAAAGGCUGGCCACCAUCCCGGACGAGGCAAAACUACUUCAUGACGCCUGGAACUUAGCUUAUGCUGGUGAGCUAAAUUUUGCCACUGCUCUUAAUGUAACAUUAUUUUUGAAGUAUGAACGUAAUCUUAUUGUUUGGAAUCCAGUUUUCACAUUUCUUGACCAAGUUGGUAAACGUCUCGAAAAAUCGUCAAUAAGUAGAAAGUUUGAGUUCUACAUUAUAGAACUUUUAGUUCCAUUAUAUGACUAUUUGGAAACUGCAAAUGUAAACGAUGACAUAAAUAUAACUGAAAUCCGAAAAUUGACUACAGCGUUUUUAUGUAAAGCUGGAUAUUUUCCGUGUUUUAAGGCAGCAAGAAGGGCCUUCAAUUUGUGGGUCAACAGUUCUUAUCCGAACUUUGAAAAUCUGGACCAUAACGAGUUCAUGUGUCCAAUGUUUAAGUGGGGCUCUAUGAAGGAAUGGAUGUUUGGGCUCGAUCGUGUGCGCGAGUUUCCUAAGUCCCGCCUUCAGAGUGAUCGCACAUUUUUAUUAAAAAUGCUAGCUGGAUGUCCAGCGCAACAAGAUAAAAUUAUUUUUCUACUUGAAUUGGCCAUUCUGAAAAAUGUUUCUAUUUUUUCGGAUAACGACAAAAUUUUAAUUAUCAGCAUGGUUAGUUCUCGAUCCAUGGGAUACACAACACUGUUUGAUUUUCUGUCAAAUAAUUGGGAUUCUAUUUAUCAGAAAAAUCAUAAGGAGAUGGCUGCUGUCGACAUGCUCUUACCGUUGGAAAACUCACUUUCAACAGAAUCAUCUAUUGGCCACAUACACAACUUCCUGACCGCUCUACAAAUGAUGAAGAAUUGUGGCCUUAACUCAGCCACCCGAGGUACGUCAUCCUUUCCUAGUGCAGGACCGACUACUCGAGCCAGUGGCCAAUGCAACUGGAAGAAGAUUCUUGUCCUUGACCAGCACCAAAUCAUCUAG
Messenger RNA from Drosophila santomea, 1053 nucleotides. RefSeq names its product glutamyl aminopeptidase-like. The coding region runs from base 1 to 1053 and encodes 350 amino acids. The record is from RefSeq and is a predicted model, not a curated record. The transcript is spliced from 5 exons. Gene Ontology annotation, cellular component: cytoplasm. NCBI's taxonomy places the organism in Eukaryota, Metazoa, Arthropoda, Insecta, Diptera, Drosophilidae. Gene Ontology annotation, biological process: proteolysis; peptide catabolic process. Gene Ontology annotation, molecular function: peptide binding; zinc ion binding; metalloaminopeptidase activity.